Molecule: messenger RNA, 2207 nt
Organism: Andrographis paniculata
Lineage: Eukaryota; Viridiplantae; Streptophyta; Magnoliopsida; Lamiales; Acanthaceae
Exons: 10
Coding region: 177-2042 (621 amino acids)
Biological process (GO): SRP-dependent cotranslational protein targeting to membrane
Cellular component (GO): endoplasmic reticulum membrane; signal recognition particle receptor complex
Molecular function (GO): signal recognition particle binding; GTP binding; ATP hydrolysis activity
Source: RefSeq, a predicted model, not a curated record
UCAGAUUCCAAUAUCGAUUUCUCUCCCCCCGCCCCCACCCUCUCUCUAUAUAUAUAUCAAACGCCUAGUUCGAUCUUUCUUAAUUUUCCCUUUUUCGCGUUUUUGACUCUGAAGGGGUUUCUUGAAAUUCGCCUCAUUACAGGGGUGGAAUAAUUCAGGAUUUUCAUCCUCUGAAUAUGUUGGAGCAAUUACUGAUAUUUACAAGAGGAGGUUUAAUCCUCUGGACUUGCAAGGAGCUCGGAAAUGCUCUUAGAGGUUCACCCAUUGAUACUCUUAUCAGGUCCUGCCUUUUGGAGGAAAGGUCAGGCGAUGCUUCAUAUAACUAUGAUGCUCCGGGUGCUUCAUACACUCUCAAGUGGACAUUUCACAAUGAACUUGGGCUUGUCUUUGUUGCUGUGUAUCAGCGAAUUCUCCAUCUGUUGUAUGUGGAUGAUUUACUUUCUAUGGUUAAGCAAGAGUUCUCCAGCAUUUAUGAUCCCAAAAGAACUGCAUACAACGACUUUGAUGACAUAUUUCAACAGCUUAAGAAAGAGGCCGAGGCUCGUGCUGAGGAAAUGAAGAAAUCGAAACAGAUCAGCAAGCCUUUGAAUAAUAGUAACCUUGGUAGGAAGCAAGGACAGGUGCAGAACAGCAGUGCGGAUGGAGGGAAUAAAAAAAAGAGUGGAGGAAAAUCUGGAAAUGACAGUGGAGAUGAUGGGAAUCUCAAAGGAUACCCUAAAAAAAAUGAAAACAAUAAUUAUGGUAAGAGUGAGGAAGUUCCCUCGAAGAUAGAUCAUAACAAUAAAGAGAAUGGAACCUCCAAUGCUAACGCUUUUGAUGUAAAUAAGCUGAAGCUUAGGUCCAAAGGUGGAAAAAAAACUGCACCUGUUGCUAACAAGGUUCCCAAAGAGGAACCGAAGAAAAAGGUAACUAAAAAGAACCGUGUUUGGGAUGAUUCACCAAAGGAGGCAAAGUUGGAUUUUACUGAUUCUGUGAGUGAGAAUGGGGAAGAAAACAUAUCAGUUGUUGCAGCAGAUCAAGGGGAGAGUAUGAUGGACAAAGAGGAGAUAAUCAGUAGUGAUAGUGAAUCUGAAGAAGAUGAAUCGGGUAAGGACAAUAAGGCUGAUACAAAGAAGAAAGGCUGGUUCUCAUCUAUGUUCCAGAGCAUCGCCGGGAAAGCGAAUUUGGAGAAAUCUGACCUAGAACCAGCACUCAAAGCUCUAAAGGACAGGCUUAUGACUAAGAAUGUGGCAGAGGAGAUAGCUGAGAAACUUUGUGAAUCGGUAGCUGUGAGUCUCGAGGGAAAAAGGCUGGCCUCUUUUACAAGAAUUUCUUCAACAGUUCAGGCUGCCAUGGAAGAUGCCCUUGUUCGCAUAUUAACUCCUAGACGCUCCAUUGACAUUCUGAGGGAUGUUCAUGCUGCGAAGGAGCAAGGCAAACCUUAUGUUGUGGUCUUUGUUGGAGUUAAUGGAGUUGGGAAAUCGACCAAUCUUGCUAAAGUUGCUUACUGGCUUCUGCAGCAUGAUGUCAAAGUCAUGAUGGCUGCUUGUGAUACAUUCAGAUCGGGUGCUGUUGAGCAGCUGCGUACUCAUGCACGUAGGCUCCAGAUCCCGAUAUUUGAGAAAGGCUAUGAGAAAGAUCCUGCCAUUGUGGCAAAAGAAGCUAUUCAGGAGGCUAGUCGAAAUGGUUCUGAUGUUGUUCUAGUUGAUACAGCUGGAAGAAUGCAGGAUAAUGAACCUUUAAUGCGAGCUCUGUCAAAACUUAUCUAUGUCAACAAUCCCGACCUUGUUUUGUUUGUUGGCGAGGCGCUUGUGGGGAAUGAUGCUGUCGAUCAAUUGUCAAAGUUCAACCAGAAAUUGGGCGAUCUCUCACCCUCUCCCAAUCCGCGAUUGAUUGACGGGAUCCUUCUGACUAAGUUUGACACCAUUGAUGACAAGGUUGGGGCUGCACUAUCCAUGGUCUACAUUUCUGGGGCGCCCGUGAUGUUUGUUGGAUGCGGGCAGUCAUACACCGACUUGAAGAAGCUAAAUGUCAAGUCCAUUGUCAAGACUCUACUCAAAUGAGCUAAACCUGGUCUACAAUGUCUGUCUUUUAUGUGAAGUGAACUUGUUUGCUGUUCGUAUCUGAAACUAUCUUUGGGACAUGUGUUCUUGUGUGCUACUGCUGCACUUUCUUCCUGUCUGUGAUCUCACACUACUUUGCCAAUAAAUGUGGAUUGUUCCCAACCA